Messenger RNA from Drosophila obscura, 1782 nucleotides. RefSeq names its product zwei Ig domain protein zig-8 (gene dpr10). The record is from RefSeq and is a predicted model, not a curated record. Gene Ontology annotation, biological process: synapse organization. Gene Ontology annotation, cellular component: neuron projection membrane. Lineage: Eukaryota; Metazoa; Arthropoda; Insecta; Diptera; Drosophilidae. Bases 306 to 1571 code for a protein of 421 amino acids. The transcript has 8 exons.
UCGACAGCGAACGCAGGCAAAGGCGGCGCCCCACAACGCGAUAAUUAUUGAGAAUCACGAACCCAACUCCAAGUCCGGGGAAUUCCCCAACGCAAAGGUUUCUGAAAAUUAUACUCGUAUCUUCCCCAGAGAUUGCCAUAGAUCAAAACCUGAACAAAAACACAACCAAAGUGAGAAUUGAUAGCACCACAAAGCAAAACCGAUAAAGCGGGUAUAAAGCAAAAGCAAUAGAAGAAGGGAAUUGAGGAAAGAGACUAGAACAACUGACUAGAAAGUGAAGCCACUCCAAAAAGGGUCAUCGCAAGAUGUUGACCCUGUGGACGGCGCUCUUCUGCUGCCUAACGGGACUGGCCGUGUGCUACCAGAGGCAAUCUGUGAGCAGCAACAACAACAAUCACAAUCACAAUAAUGCCGACUCAAAGCCCACACACAUGCCGCCAUCGCAUUAUCCGCACGGCCACAAAUGGAACGAGCCGUACUUUGAUCUGACCAUGCCCAGGAACAUCACAUCGCUGGUGGGCAAGUCCGCAUAUCUGGGCUGUCGUGUCAAGCAUCUGGGCAACAAGACGGUGGCCUGGAUACGACAUCGGGACUUGCACAUACUCACGGUGGGCACCUACACCUAUACGACGGAUCAGCGCUUCCAGACCUCCUAUCAUCGGGACAUCGACGAGUGGACACUGCAGAUCAAGUACGCCCAGCAGCGGGAUGUGGGCAUCUACGAGUGCCAGAUAUCGACACAGCCAGUGCGCAGCUACUCGGUCAACUUGAACAUUGUGGAUCUGAUUGAUGCCGAGACCAGCAGCAUGAUGCAGCAGUACUACAAUGAUGACGCCUUCUAUAUAGCCGCCGAUCGGGUGUAUCAAUCCAGCGAUGAUGAAUUCGCUGGCAUGUUUGGGCCCAUCCAGACAGUUGCCGUGCCUACAGCCACCAUUUUGGGCGGACCCGAUCUGUACGUGGACAAGGGCAGCACCAUAAAUCUCACAUGCAUCAUCAAGUUCAGCCCAGAGCCGCCGACCCAUAUCUUUUGGUAUCACCAGGAUAAGGUGCUUAGCGAGGAGACUGGCGGAGGACGUCUGAAAUUCAAGACCAUCAAAUCGGAGGAGACCAAAUCCAUUCUGCUCAUUUACGAUGCGGACCUACUACACUCGGGGAAGUACUCCUGUUACCCAUCCAACUCGGAGAUAGCCAGCAUACGCGUCCACGUCCUGCAGGGCGAGCGCCCGGAGGCCAUGCAAACGAACGCGGCGCCGGCUGCCGUCGCUUUGGCCUGUUGGUCCUGCCACACGGCCCAGGCCACUCAGGCGGUCAAAGUAAUUAGCACAAUGGUCGCGGCAUUUGUAUUGUUGGAGGCAUGCUCCUCGCUGCUGCUCCAGGGCGCUGCUGGUGGACCAGGUGGCGCUGCCGGCGGAGGAGGCCCCACCCGAUGUCGUGCCAAGGAGAGACCCGCCACAAGUUGCCGUGCUGGCCAGGAGACGACCAUGCCCAUGCCCAUGCCCAUGUCCAUUCCGAUGAGGACGCCCGGCGGCGGCGGCUGCCCUGUCAAUAAUGGCAGCAGGAAUGCACGGUGAUAAAUUAAUGUCGCCACGUUGGAAUUCCACCGCCAAUGCAGCAGCCACUGCCACCUAAAUGAGGCAGAGCUGCAGCAGAAAUGAUUUAUAGCAGCCACAGACAGGGUUGAGGCAGAAGCAGGGGAAGCAGGGGAAGCAGAAGUUGCAGAAGCAGCUAUUUUCUUUUAAGUUUUUCUUCAGAGUUGAGCUGCAAAAAAAAAAACAACAACAA